Messenger RNA from Asparagus officinalis (garden asparagus), 2212 nucleotides. RefSeq names its product pentatricopeptide repeat-containing protein At1g15510, chloroplastic-like. NCBI's taxonomy places the organism in Eukaryota, Viridiplantae, Streptophyta, Magnoliopsida, Asparagales, Asparagaceae. The record is from RefSeq and is a predicted model, not a curated record. Bases 104 to 1870 code for a protein of 588 amino acids. Gene Ontology annotation, biological process: RNA modification. The transcript has a single exon. Gene Ontology annotation, molecular function: protein binding; RNA binding.
AUUUUGCCUGAAAUUAACUUCGAUCAACAGAGCCCUACUUCAGCUUUUGCAUCAAUUUCCUAUUGAAAGCAGCCAACCACAAUGAUCAAACUCUCAAACCCCAAUGAACUCCAAAUCUCUGAGAAAUUGGAAUCUAAUGAUUCAAGCCUCAACAUCAAAUGGGUUCUUCUCAGAAUCCCUCAACCUCUACUCCUCCAUGCUCAAAACCAACACUCAUGGCGACAACUUCACCUUCCCCUUCGUAGCCAAAGCAUGCGCUAGACUAAACUCAAUUUCAGAUGGAAAAAAGAUUCACGCCCACACAAUCUUAUUGGGUUUUCAUUCUGAUCCCUAUGUUCAAACUUCAUUGCUUGAUAUGUACUCGAAAUGCUCUAAUUUGGAGAGCGCAAGCAGAGUUUUUGAUGAAAUGCCCGCAAGAACCUUGGUUUCUUGGAAUUCCAUGAUCUCUGCUUAUACUCGUAAGUGUCAAGUUAAAAGAUCCUUUGAAGUUUUUAAUGAGAUGCGACGAGUUGGUAUUGAACCAGAUUCGAGCACUUUGGUUAGCCUUGUUUCGGGAUGCCCUGGCUCUGAAUUGGCUCUUCAAUAUGGUUUGGUGAUGCAAUGUUAUGGGAUUAAAGUUGGGUUCGAUUCUGGAUUGUGUUUUGUGAAUUCAGUAAUGGGUAUGUAUGUUAGGUAUGGUAUGGUUGAUGCUGCAUGUUCUUUGUUCAAAUUGAUGGAGGAAAGAUCGAAAGUUACAUGGACUACCAUCAUGAGUGGAUAUUUAAGGAAUGGGGACUGUUCCAAAGUUUUUGAUCUCUUUAGUGAAAUGCGAAGAGACCACAUAGAGUUAGACUCACUUGUAUUCAUCAAUCUUAUCUCUUCUUGCGCUUUGUUGGCGAAUAUACAAAUAGCUAGCUCCGUCCAUGCUCUUCUAGUUAAACAUGCUUUAGAUCAUGAACCUAUGGUUGCUGCCACUGUGGUUAAUCUAUAUUCCAAGUGUGGCGAUCUACUCUUAGCCCGAAAAGUCUUCGAUUCCAUAAAUGAGAAGGAUGUCUCGCUGUGGACCUCGAUGAUUGGCGGCUGUGUUCUAAAUGGUAAUUCAACUGAAGCAAUGGAUAUUUUUGAGCUAUUCCUUCGUUCUCCCAUUAAGCCAAAUGCAGUUACCAUUGUCACCAUCCUUUCAGCUUGUAUUGGAUUUGGUUCCCUCACACUAGGCGAGAGUGUUAGAGAGUAUGCUAAAGAAAACGGGCUGGAAUCCGAUUUAAGAGUUCAGACCUCACUGAUUGACAUGUACUGCAAAUGUGGCUGCAUAGAAAAAGCAAAAGAGAUAUUCAAUCGAGUUCAAGUGAAGGACUUAGCUCUAUGGAGUGCAAUGAUCAAUGGAUAUGCUCAUCAUGGGGAGGGAAAAGAGGCUCUUGCACUGUUUAAGGAAUUGGAGAAGGAAGAAACUAUUAAGCCAGAUGCAAUCGUGUUUACCAGCGUUUUAUCUGGUUGUAGUCAUGGUGGCUUGGUGGAGGAAGGACUUGAAUGUUUCGAGAGAAUGCAGAGGGAUUACAGAAUAGAGCCUAGAGUAGAGCAUUACUCGUGUGUGAUCGAUUUGCUUGGUAGAGCUGGGCAUUUUGAUUUGGCUUUGAACCUUAUCAGGCCUUUGCCAGUUGAAGCACAGAGGCACGUCUGGGGGCCUUUGCUUAAUGGAAGCAGACCUCAUCACAAUGGGGAGUUAUGUGCUAUAUUCGAAUCCGAGCAGGAGACCAGUGGAAAUUAUGUGUUAAUGGCUAACAUACAAGCUUCUUUAGGGAACUGGAAAGAGGUGACAAAGUAUAGAAGGUUGAUGGAUAAGAAAGGAUUGAUCAAGAAAACCGGGUGGAGUAGGAUUGAUUCAGGCGCCUAAAGAUCUUUAGUUUUGAGGGUCAGAACUUGAAAUUCAUAUUGAGGAAUUCCAAAACUCUAUAUUCGUCGAAAGGAAGUUACCCUCGCUAAUGAUGAAUAAUAACGCGGAAUACGGUACAUUGUCGAUUGGAACUGCAGCGUUCUCUUGUAAUUGUUGUUUUCUUUGUUUCCUUGCUCAGUCUUCAGCUCAGAUCGAAGGAGAAGUUAUAACGAUCAAGGGAGAACGAAUAUUUGCGUCCUGUCUUUAGCUUUAGUGACAGGACACUAGGUAGAUAUAAACAUCGGAACUUUGUUGGUUAUCUAUCGCCUUACUUUUCACAACCAGCAUUUUCAGAAUCAGCCG